This is a messenger RNA of Brachypodium distachyon (stiff brome), 1219 nucleotides long. RefSeq lists its product as uncharacterized. The transcript has 3 exons. Bases 328 to 768 code for a protein of 146 amino acids. The record is from RefSeq and is a predicted model, not a curated record. Lineage: Eukaryota; Viridiplantae; Streptophyta; Magnoliopsida; Poales; Poaceae.
CGAAAAGGGGCAUGUGAAAUAUUCUCUCGAGGGCAUCAUUGCAGCUAGCAUUCCAUUCCAUCUCACUCCAUUCCACUAUCUUCGGGCAAUGUUUAUAAAGCCUCCCGUUCUAGCAGUGGCAAGGCAACCAAACACAACUUACCUUUGCCAUCUCUCAUUUGAUUUGUCUCAUGCAAGUGUAAAGCCCUGAAGAAAGACAUGAACAUAUAACCGAGAGAAAAAGACAAGCCAAGCUAGAAUCUGUUCACGUUUUGCUAGGAGUGGUCACUGGUCAGAGUUUCAGAGUAUCAUCACUUUGUUGAAAGCACCAGUCAAAAGCAAGAUCAGAUGAUCCAGAUGGAUAAUCUUGUGCAGCAGUCAGAGAUGGAGCUGCUGAAGAUGGCCAUGCUCAAGCAUGAAGAGACCUUCAGGGAGCAGGUGAAUGACUUGCACCGGCUAUACCGCAUCCAGAAGCAGCUGAUGAGCGGCCCGACUUUGUCGCCAGAGCUACGACCCUGCAGGGGGCAGAGCCGCCGGCACCCACGGCCCCGGCCGCCGGAGCUGAACCUCGUCGGCACUGGCACAGUCCUGAGCCCAACGUCCAGGGAAAGGGAAGAUGAGCUGGAGCUCACGCUGGCCGUCGGUUGUGGCAGACAGAGAAAGCGGCGGGACGGCGAGCUCUUCCCGGUGCCGUACCACCAGAGAGCGAUGGCGUUUGAUCUCCGGGAAGGGAUGAUGGCGAAGCAGCCGCCAUGGCUCCUGAAGUGCCUGAGCCUUAGGAUGGCUUGAUCGAUUUGAGCAAUCUGACCAGGAGAUAGCAGGCAUGCUGAAAGCCUGAAAUGCCAUCGAUCAAGCCAUCCUAAGGCUGAGGCAAAUUAGAUCACCAGUGUUGGUGUCUUGUUUUCUUCUCCUUGAUCUGACACUGGCUCAUGAAUAUUAUAUGGAGAAAGCUUUCAGAAAAUGGGGGAUUGCAAGCAGUAGCGGACCAGGAGAUAGCAGGCAUGCUGAAAGCCUGAAAUGCCAUCGAUCAAGCCAUCCUAAGGCUGAGGCAAAUUAGAUCACCAGUGUUGGUGUCUUGUUUUCUUCUCCUUGAUCUGACACUGGCUCAUGAAUAUUAUAUGGAGAAAGCUUUCAGAAAAUGGGGGAUUGCAAGCAGUAGCGCCCGUGGUAGUAGCAAGCAAUGCCAUAAUUCUACAAAUAUGGUCCAAAAUUGAAUAAAAAAACGAAGAAUCGGUACCUA